This is a messenger RNA of Calliphora vicina (urban bluebottle blowfly), 1464 nucleotides long. It is a transcript of the gene scalloped, whose product is annotated as TEA domain transcription factor 1 homolog scalloped. Gene Ontology annotation, molecular function: DNA-binding transcription factor activity, RNA polymerase II-specific; RNA polymerase II cis-regulatory region sequence-specific DNA binding. Gene Ontology annotation, cellular component: transcription regulator complex. Bases 182 to 1438 code for a protein of 418 amino acids. Gene Ontology annotation, biological process: regulation of transcription by RNA polymerase II; hippo signaling; embryonic organ development. The record is from RefSeq and is a predicted model, not a curated record. Lineage: Eukaryota; Metazoa; Arthropoda; Insecta; Diptera; Calliphoridae. The transcript has 9 exons.
GAUCAAAUAAAGAGUUUAAAAGUGAGUGAGUGAAAAGCAACAAAAAGUAUCUUCCUGUAGUUAAAAUAAAAGCUUGGAAUAUUAAACAAAUACCGACGGUAGAGAAAACUCUACGAAAAGUUUCCUGACUUCGUCUUCUAUAACAUUUAGCACCAGCAGCAGCAGCUGUAACAGCAUCAGUAUGGAUUGUGAUUAUUCGAAAUUUUUAUAUAAACACGGUAUAGUUGGCCCUGGCACUAUAACCUCACCGUGGACGCCAGUGAGUGCCGGCCAUCCGAGUUCGCUCGGACCGGCUGACUCAAAUGGCAGUAUGGUAGAUAGUAAAAAUUUAGAUGUGGGCGAUAUGAGUGAUGAUGAAAAAGAUCUCUCAAAUGCCGAUGCCGAAGGUGUUUGGAGUCCAGAUAUUGAACAAAGUUUUCAAGAAGCCCUCUCAAUAUAUCCACCAUGUGGACGUAGAAAAAUUAUACUCUCAGAUGAGGGUAAAAUGUAUGGACGCAACGAACUUAUCGCCCGUUAUAUUAAAUUACGCACCGGCAAAACGAGAACCCGCAAACAAGUCAGUUCUCACAUACAAGUGUUGGCACGUCGAAAACUGCGCGAGAUUCAAGCGAAAAUCAAAGUUCAAUUUUGGCAACCUGGACUACAGCCGAGCACUUCACAAGAUUUUUAUGAUUACAGUAUAAAACCAUUUGCACAACAACCAUAUCCCGCCGGCAAACCAUCUACAGCUGUAUCUGGUGAUAUUGAAGCAGGUCUUCCGCCAGCACAGCUGCCGUGGGAGGGCAGGGCGAUAGCAACGCACAAAUUUAGAUUAUUAGAAUUUUCAGCGUUUAUGGAAAUCAGAAGAGAUGAAAUUUAUAACCGGCAUUUGUUUGUACAAUUGGGCGGUAAACCCUCCUUUUCGGAUCCCCUACUUGAGACUGUUGAUAUCCGACAAAUCUUUGAUAAAUUCCCCGAAAAAUCGGGUGGUCUUAAAGAUCUCUAUGAGAAAGGUCCUCAAAAUGCCUUCUAUUUGGUGAAAUGUUGGGCCGAUUUAAAUACAGAAUUAACUGGCACCGAGACGGGUGAUUUUUAUGGCGUAACCAGCCAAUACGAAAGUAAUGAAAAUGUCGUUUUGGUGUGUUCAACAAAAGUCUGCUCAUUUGGUUCUCAAGUGGUGGAAAAGGUGGAGACGGAAUAUUCACGCUUGGAAAAUGGCCGUUUUGUUUAUCGCAUUGAACGUUCCCCCAUGUGCGAGUAUAUGAUUAAUUUUAUACAAAAAUUAAAAAAUUUACCUGAACACUAUAUGAUGAAUAGUGUAUUGGAAAAUUUUACAAUAUUGCAAGUAAUUCAAUCCCGCGAAACACAAGAGACUUUACUAUGCAUAGCGUAUGUCUUUGAAGUUGCAGCACAAAAUAGUGGAGCCACGCACCACAUUUAUCGGUUAAUAAAGGAAUAGCAUGAACUCCCAGCAUUGGCCAAUAA